Messenger RNA from Gossypium raimondii (Peruvian cotton), 3796 nucleotides. Its product is annotated as PH, RCC1 and FYVE domains-containing protein 1. The transcript has 9 exons. The record is from RefSeq and is a predicted model, not a curated record. Lineage: Eukaryota; Viridiplantae; Streptophyta; Magnoliopsida; Malvales; Malvaceae. Bases 505 to 3582 code for a protein of 1025 amino acids. Gene Ontology annotation, molecular function: metal ion binding.
GAAACUUUUCAUAGACAAACAGAGAAACUGAUACCAAAAAAGAAAUUUCCAACUUUUAUCUUUUUUAUAAUUCCCCCAUUCAAAUGAGAAAUUUAUAUAUAUUAAAAAAACAAGUCCUUGAAAUUCUAAAAAGAUCCCAUAUUUUCCUUUUUCUUUUUUCUUACAGCUGUGGGAAUUAUCUGUUGGAGCUCAAAAUUUGUUGAAAAAUAGGAAAAGAAGGGGUAAAAUUUUGGCUCAGUUUCUGGGUUUUAAAGUAAAAUCACAUUGGCAUUGUGGGGAUUGAAGCUCUUUUUCAGAUGUAGAAGAAAUGAGUUGUCUGUUGCUAUGUUUUGGAAAUAAAAGCGUGGAAUUUGAGCUGUUUUCGAGAGCUGGAGUUAUCGAAUUUAGCGGUUUUCUGUUUGUAAAAAUUACAGAGACGGUAGCUUGGUGAAGUGGUGGUGUGUUUCAUGGAGCAAAGUUGGGAAAUAAUAAAGGUGGAUUGGUGGUCUAAUGGCUGAACCUUGAAUGGCUGAUUCACACAGAAAUGGUCUCUUCGAGAGGGAUGUCAACCAGGCCAUUACAGCGUUAAAGAAAGGAACGUGCUUGCUCAAGUAUGGACGUAGAGGGAAGCCCAAGUUCUGCCCUUUUCAUCUCUCCAAUGAUGAGUCUAAAUUGAUAUGGUACUCUGGGAAAGAAGAGAAACAACUUAAGCUUAGUCAAGUUUCAAGAAUCAUUCCUGGGCAGCGUACUGCAGUUUUUCAUCGAUAUCCUCAGCCGGAAAAGGAGUAUCAGUCCUUUUCAUUGAUAUGCAAUGACAGGUCCUUGGAUUUGAUAUGUAAAGAUAAGGAUGAGGCCGAAGUUUGGUUUGUUGGUCUUAAGGCAUUGAUUUCUCAUGGUACCUGUCGCAAAUGGAAGAUCGAAGUAGGAAGUGAUGCUGCAUCAGUAGAUACUCCUAAAUCACACAACAGGAGAACUUCUCCGAAUUCGCAUUUUGAUCGAGGAGAUGCGCAAGGAAUUCAAGUGCCUUAUGAGGCGCACACUAGAUUGGGAAAGGCAUUUGCUGACAUAAUUACACAUGCUGCUUCAGCCAAAAUUUCCAAUCAAGUAGAUUCAGUUGAGUUUGGCCUAUUAUCAACUGGUUCAGUCGAAAACUUAAAUGGUCGAAGUUCGGGGGCUGAUGCAAUUAGAGUUAGUUUAUCAAGUGCUGUAAGUUCAUCAAGCCAUGGUUCUUGUCAUGAAGACAAUGAUGCCUUGGUCGAUAUUUUCAUAUGGGGACAAGGUAUUGGUGGCGGAAUACUGGGGGGCAGUGGGGAUAAAAUUGGCAGUUCUUUCAAUACAAAGAUGGACGCACUUCUUCCGAAGGCAUUGGAAUCAAAAAUGGUUGUAGACGCACAUAAUAUUGCUUGUGGUAGUAGGCAUGCAGCUAUAGUAACAAAGCAGGGUGAGAUUUUCAGUUGGGGGGAAGAAUCAGGGGGCAGGCUUGGGCAUGGUGUGGAAGCUGAUGUCCCCCGCCCUAAGCUCAUAGAUACUCUUAGAGGCAUGAAUUUUGAAUCAGUAGCAUGCGGUGAGUAUCAUACUUGUGCUAUUACAGUCUCUGGGGAUCUGUAUACAUGGGGUGAUGGAACACACAAUUCUGGUCUGCUUGGGCAUGGAAGUGAAGUAGGUCACUGGAUCCCCAAAAGGGUAAGUUACUUGGAUGGUAUGCAUGUGUCCUAUGUCUCAUGUGGACCUUGGCAUACAGCUCUGGUGACAUCUGGUGGUCAGUUGUUCACAUUUGGAGAUGGAUCUUUUGGUGCACUAGGACAUGGAGAUUGUAGUAGCACAACUGUUCCACGGGAAGUGGAGACUUUGAGUGGAUUACGGACAACAAGGGUUGCCUGUGGUGCUUGGCACACUGCUGCAAUUGUUGAGGUUGGGACUGAAUCAUCUGGUAAUGGAUCUCCUGUUAGCUCUUCUUCAACAAAGCUGUUUACAUGGGGGGAUGGAGAUAAAGGCCAACUUGGGCAUGGCGAUAAAGAACCUAGACUCUGCCCCCAAAGUGUAGCUGCUCUAUUUGAUGACAUCAGCCAGGUUGUAUGCGGACAUGAUCUCACAGUUGCUCUUACAACCACAGGACGAGUGUAUACAAUGGGGAGUUCAGCUUAUGGUCAAUUGGGGAGUCCUACAACUGAUGGCAAGGUUCCAACUCAGGUUGAAGGUAAAAUAACAGAUAGCAUUGUUGAAGAAAUUGCAUGCGGAUCGUAUCAUGUUGCUAUUUUGAAUUCAAAAAAAGAGGUUUAUACUUGGGGAAAGGGCACAAAUGGGCAACUAGGACAUGGAGAUACUGAUGACAGAAAUACACCAACCCUUGUUAAUUUCCUGAAAGAUAAGCAAGUUAAAAGUGUAGUUUGUGGUUCAAACUUUUCUGCAGUUGUAUGUCUUUAUAAAUGGGUAUCUAGUGCUGAUCAUUCUAUGUGCUCUGGUUGUCGAAAUCCAUUUGGUUUCAGAAGAAAGCGUCACAACUGUUAUAAUUGUGGACUAUUCUUUUGCAAAGCAUGCACUAUGAGGAAAUCUCUAAAGGCUUCAUUGGCUCCAACUAUUAACAAACCAUAUAGAGUGUGUGAUGAUUGUUUUGCUAAAUUGAAAAAAGGUGCAGACCCGGUUUCUAAUGCCUGGACUCCUAAAGUCCGAAAUGGAAUCUUUCCUCGUAAAUCCAAUGAGAGUAUAGAUAAAGAUGUUUUAGCUCCCAGGUCACAUACACAACUCUCCAGACUGUCUGCUGCUGGCUCGUGUAAUCAGUCUGAAAGUGGGAACUGCAAGCAUGAACUGAAACUAGACUUACAAAAUCGGACCCUUUUCCCAGCUCAGAACGGAAAUUUUCAUCUUGGAGGAUUUUAUACACCAAAGCUAUCGCUUUCUCCAGUUGGAGAUUCUAAGAAAAAUUUACCAGUUUCAGUUUCUAGAAAGACAUCUCGAGCAGCCUCUCCUGCUUCAGGAAAGUCGAGCACUCGAUCUUCGACUGUAACUUUCGAUGAUUCAAAGCAAAUGAAUGACGGUCUCAACCAAGAGAUCAUAACUUUAAGGGCACAGGUCGAAGAUCUUACAUGCAAAUCCCAACAUCUUGAAGCUGAGCUUGAAAAUACGUCAAGGCGAUUAAAGGAGGUCACUGCAAUAGCAGAAAAUGAAGCUGAAAAAUGCAAAGCAGCAGAGGAAGCUAUUAAGUCUCUUACUGCUCAGUUGGAGGAGGCGGCUAACAGACUUCCAACAUACCAUAAUGCCGGCAAUACCAGUCCUAUGGCCAAACACAAUUCAGAUAUUGAACAUGUGUUCUCCAGUAGCAGCCAUGCAAGCAGCAUGAUGUCGUCUGCACCAAGUAACGAUAAGUGCAAUGCAAACAACCUAUCCACAUCUCACGGAACCAAAGUACAAACUAAAAAGUCAGAGACGGUAAUACACGAUGAGCCAGGAGUGUACAUAACUUUAUCACCCUUUCCCGAUGGAAGUAAUGCACUCAAGCGUGUUCGCUUUAGUCGGAAGCAUUUCACAGAAGAACAAGCAGAAAAAUGGUGGGCUGAAAAUGGGGCUAAAGUAUGUGAACGGCAUAAUAUCAUUCGUGCAUAUUAGUUUUGGAGCUUGAAUGCUGUCGGUUUCUCUUGAAGAAGACUGGCUUGUGUAUAAGAAAUUUGCAGGUAGAGUGAGAAAUAUAUAUUAAGAUUGUAGGCAAGAAACUGAAAGGAUUUAAGAAUUGCAUUGUGAGGAAUCCCUAGUAACUUUUGCUGCUUUUUUUUUCUUGGAUCCUAAGGUUUCUAAUAGAUAUUUUCUUUGGAGCGUUUUGUUA